GGGCUUUCGCUGCGCGGCGGCGCCAGGUGCUCAAGGAGACCGUUUGGGCGCUUCCAAAAAUGUGUUCUACCUAAGCUUUUAUCCUGUCGUUUGUAACCGCAAUUCGGCUCCGAAAGCUUCGAAAUGCACCCCCCCUUCAUUUAAUCACGUCCCUGUCGCUUUAAAGCUCCAGACAAAACGACCCAUAUGAUUUUCCACCUCCAAUCAUCAUCACUCCCCCGGCCGAGAGUGCGAGCCCUUCUGCAUGCGGACAUGGCGAAAACGGACAGACGUCUGCACAGAAGAGCGCAGCGUGGACGUGAAUGACAGCUGUUCGCCUGAAAACGGAGCUCUGAAAUGCUAAAGAGGGGGAGACGGUACUCCUUCGAGGCAGAGACCACCGAAUCGCCAUGCUCAUAGUGGAGAAAACUGCUGAGCAUCCAUCUGCAGAGUUCUCCCUCGUUGAGGAUGUGGCCCUUCACUGCACCUUUUUAAUGGACAGGUUGAACAAUCAGCGUCUGUUUCAGCCAGACCUGUGUGACAUAGACAUCGUCCUCCUGCACCACCAGACUUCUUUCCAGGCCCAUAAGGGUGUCCUAGCAGCCUACAGCCCCUUCUUCCACUCGCUGUUUGCGUCGAGCAAAGAGCUGCGGCGCGUGGAGCUCUCUCUGGAGACCCUCAAGCCUCAAGGCCUGCAGCAGAUCCUCAACUUCAUCUACACCUCCAAGCUGCUGGUCUCCAGCUGCAAUGCCCAAGAUGUGCUCAAGGCUGCCACGGUGCUCCAGAUGAGCAACAUCGCCACUUCCUGCAGUGAGCUCAUUACCAGAGGCUCGCUGGACAUCAGUCCCAGUGUGGACCAAGCCAAACAGAGCUGGGGCAACAACAGCUCGGUGAGCUCCAGCUUUCACAUGGAGAUCAAGCAAGAGAAGGACCCCACCUGUGCCAGGAUUUAUGGAGGGAAAAGUGAAGCGAACCCGUAUGCUGUUCAGGUUGGCGAAGGGCGUCCCGUGCAAUUAGGCGGUUGCAAAGUAGAAGGGAAGGAAAUGGAAAAUCCAAAGGACUCUGAAGAUCUUGAUUCAUUUAAUAGAGAGCAAAUUAUUGUGGAGUUGAACCUGAACAACCAAACGCUUAAUGUGUCCAAAGGUUUAGAGGGAAACUCAGCAGCUCACUCACCCUCGGGACAACAGCUUCCUGGAAAAGGAAAGAGGAGCGAUGAGACCGUUGAGGAGACAAAAGACAGUCUGGCUUUGGAGGAGGAGGAAGAUGAAGGUGAGCAGAGUGACGAUGAUGACGUGAGACUUGAAGGCACCAGUGAAGAGGAAGGAGAGCAAACGUUACCUGCAUUCGUGUCUGAAAGACCAGUGCGACAAACCCGGGCCUCCGCUGAUGCUGCCGCGAUGGUCUCCAGGAGAAGCAGCGUGAGAGAGAGGCAGGAGACAGCUCAUGGACGGGACAGUGAGGAGCUUCUGGACCAGGACAGCUUGAAGUUGCAGAGCUUCACCUGUGUGAGGUGCCCCAAGACAUUCAACAACCGCUGGUACCUGGAGAAGCACAUGAAUGUAUCACAUAACCGCAUGCAUAUCUGUGACAAGUGCGGCAAACGCUUCCUCAUGGAGAGCGAGCUGCUGCUACAUCAGCAGACCGACUGUGAGAAGAGCAUACAGUGUCUAACGUGUGGUAAAGCUUUCAGGAAGCUCUGGUCGCUCCAUGAGCACAAUAAGAUUGUUCAUGGCUAUGCUGAGAAAAAGUACACUUGUGAGAUCUGUGAGAAGAAAUUCUACACGAUGGCUCAUGUACGCAAGCACAUGGUUGCCCACACAAAAGAGAUGCCAUUUACUUGUGAAACAUGUGGCAAGUCAUUUAAAAGGAGCAUGUCCCUGAAGGUCCAUUCCCUCCAGCAUUCAGGAGAGAAGCCUUUCCAGUGUGAGGUCUGCAGUGAGCGUUUUCAAUAUAAGUACCAACUGCGCUCUCACAUGAGCAUCCACAUCGGACACAAGCAGUUCAUGUGUCAGUGGUGUGGGAAAGACUUCAAUAUGAAACAGUAUUUCGAUGAGCACAUGAAGACACACACAGGAGAGAAACCGUAUAUUUGUGAGAUCUGCGGGAAGAGCUUCACGAGUCGUCCCAAUAUGAAGCGGCACCGGCGUACGCACACGGGAGAGAAGCCUUACCCCUGUGAAGCGUGCGGACAGCGUUUCCGCUUCUCCAAUAUGCUGAAAGCUCACCGAGAGAAGUGUUCCCAGGUCAGGAACCCUCCUCUGCUGGACUCCUCGGCUGUAACCAAUCAAACACAAGCUGCUGCAAACCAAGAACUGCCGGUCGGGAUGGAAACGCUGAGGGAUAUUAGCCCGCACCUGCACGGAGUGGUCUCUUUUCCAUCAUCUAUGCUGCACUCGGUGGACGGGGGUCCGUCACAUUCUCAGCUGCGUUCCCUUACUCCGCUCUACUCCGCUGGAAGGACAGACUCCAGGAACCUGUAACUACUGCUCUGUAUUAUACUACUGCUUCUGUGACGCAGAGAUACUUUUUAUGUAGCAAAGAGUCUGAGAUUUCAUGUUAGUCUUAUUUUCUUUUUUCACGUCAUACUCUCUAAUAUCCCUCCUGUUCCCGUAUCAAAUGUUGCCGGAGUCCUCCGUGCUGUGAUAAUCCCUAGUUAGGCUUAAAGUGUUGAUUAUAAUACUAAAACUAUUACCCAGAUGUAGAAUACUAAAUGUUAGACAUAUACGCUUUAUGUACAGUAUAAUAAGAGAAUAAUAAAUAGACAACAGCAUAUUCGGUUUAUAUAGCUUUCAGUUUACUUUUUAUUGGUUUAGAUGCUUUAUGUAAGAGUUUGUUUGUAAGCACUAUUUGUGUUUGGGUUGAUUAUAUAUAAGCGUAUUCAGAGACUGAUUAACGCAGGUGGGUGAUGGAAAUAUGCAGCCAGUAGAUUCAGUUUCUGGCACUUCGCUGAAUUGUUGGUGUUUCAUAAACAUUUGUUUAACUCUUA
Messenger RNA from Puntigrus tetrazona (Sumatra barb), 2965 nucleotides. It is a transcript of the gene zbtb47a, whose product is annotated as zinc finger and BTB domain containing 47a. Gene Ontology annotation, biological process: regulation of transcription by RNA polymerase II. Gene Ontology annotation, molecular function: DNA-binding transcription factor activity, RNA polymerase II-specific; RNA polymerase II cis-regulatory region sequence-specific DNA binding; protein binding. Bases 390 to 2459 code for a protein of 689 amino acids. NCBI's taxonomy places the organism in Eukaryota, Metazoa, Chordata, Actinopteri, Cypriniformes, Cyprinidae. Gene Ontology annotation, cellular component: nucleus. The transcript has 6 exons. The record is from RefSeq and is a predicted model, not a curated record.